GCUGGAAACGGAUUCAUUCCCUGCCGGCUCUCCACCUAGCCGGAGCAAGGCUUGGCAGUGAGAACGCUGCGACGCGCCCGCACUUGGCGGCCGGAGGCGCCCUGCGCUCGGCUGCGGCCGCGCGAGGCGCUUUUUCCCAGGAGCGAGCCGGGAAAAGCCCAGUUUAACCACGAGUGGCUCAGCCAUUGCACGGGCCUCCAAGCAACAGAAGGACGACGAAAGAGGGCUGAAGCUGACCUGAACUUUCCCACGGAGGGGAGAGGGCGCCAGGGCGAGUGUGGCGAAGCUCACGGCCAGCGGUGGAUUACCCCGGCCAGUCUGCGCCUGCGGGCUACGAAAUGCGCGAGGAGGACAAGGGCAUGCUCGGUGGUGGCGGCGACGACGCGGGCCUGGCCAACGCCUCGGCGCAGGGGCAAGUGGAGACCGUGCGGCAGCUCCUGGAAGCGGGUGCGGAUCCCAACGGAGUCAACCGCUUCGGGAGGCGGCCGAUCCAGGUCAUGAUGAUGGGCAGCACCCGUGUGGCCGAGCUGCUGCUGCUCCACGGCGCAGACCCCAACUGCGCCGACCCCACCACCCUCACCCGACCUGCGCACGACGCGGCCCGGGAGGGCUUCCUGGACACGCUCGUGGUGCUGCACCGCGCCGGGGCGCGUCUGGACGUGCGCGAUGCCUGGGGCCGCCUGCCCGUGGACCUGGCUGAGGAGCGGGGCCACCGCGCUGUCGCCCGGUACCUGCGCGCAGCUGCAGGAGACUGAUGGAGGGUACCCCCAGCCGCCCACAAGGACAUUUCUUUUCUCCCCUGAUCCCCACCCCCAACUUAGUACAAGGGAGGCUACAAAUGUGGAGCGGCGGAAAGCCUGAAAGCCUUCCAGCCUUGACUCACCGUGGGGGAGGAGAAGCAGACCGUGAAUACAUUUUUUUCUUUCUUCUUUUCCCCUGGAUCCCGCCCUCACACUCGCGGCGCAGCCAAACACAGAGGUGGUGCAAAUGGAUUUCCAGAGAGAUUUAGGAGCUGAACGUGAAGCUCCCAGGUGUCCUUUACUUUUCAGGGUUUUCUGGCAAAAAGCGGCCUGUAAAAUCCAUAAGGACCCCCAGGUGUCUGCCGAACUUCACAGGAAAAACACUGGCAGCAAAGUGCGAGGCGGCGAUGAUUGGCAUUUGAGGGGGAGGCAGAUGACACGUUUGCCCCACUGACCUUGAAGGAGCCUCCUGGAAGCCCCUACUUUAGGUUUGAGGCUCUGGGGACUAGAAGGAAAACACUGAAGACUGAGGAGACGACAACGACGAUGCCGAAGACGAGUUCGACAGCAGACAUGGGCAUCAGGAGCUGCCCAAGGCUUUACACGCUGUGUUGCCACGCAAGUCACCUGCGAAGCCCUGGGGACUUGCGCCGAGCUCCACCGGACAGUGACGGGAAAGGAGGAUGCGAGAAUCUGCCCACAAGUUCUAAGAUCCCAGGGUCAAGAAGACGCAGAACAGCUCUCGGAGAGGGGCGGGUGCUUGCUGUUUGUUAUUCAGUCCAGGGGAGAUUCUUGGGGAGUUGCAGAAGUCAGAGUGCAGGACUACGUGGCGGAUUGUAGGGAGAGCAAGAGUCCGAUUAACUGUAACAAUUUGCUUCAUCUAUAUACAAUAGGAUAAAGAAG
Messenger RNA from Ailuropoda melanoleuca (giant panda), 1643 nucleotides. Its product is annotated as cyclin-dependent kinase 4 inhibitor B. Lineage: Eukaryota; Metazoa; Chordata; Mammalia; Carnivora; Ursidae. The transcript has 2 exons. The record is from RefSeq and is a predicted model, not a curated record. Gene Ontology annotation, biological process: negative regulation of cell population proliferation; regulation of cyclin-dependent protein serine/threonine kinase activity; regulation of G1/S transition of mitotic cell cycle. The coding region runs from base 339 to 755 and encodes 138 amino acids. Gene Ontology annotation, molecular function: protein kinase binding; cyclin-dependent protein serine/threonine kinase inhibitor activity. Gene Ontology annotation, cellular component: nucleus; cytoplasm.